AUGAAAAUGAGUUCAAUUAACUUGAAUGUACCAAACACAGAACAAAUUCUUUUACUUUUAGAAGACCUGUGUAAUCUUUCCUAUCCUGAAGUGCAACAAAAAUUAAACAGAUACAUACAAACUGCAACGAAUACAGAACUGGUAUUUCUUGUACCAAUUAUAGUAAAAUCAGAAGAAAUGGUAAUUCAUGUGAUAGGAGAAAAAAUUUUAGAUAGAGAAUUAAGGUUUCCUGUAUCAAAUAAUAUUUUAUAUAAAACUGUACAAAAUAAAAAACCAACUGCUAUAGAUAUAACAAUGCUAGAUGAAGAAUUAUUACGUCAUCUGCAGCCAGUAUGUCCAAUGUCAAAUUCUUUUUUAACAAUUCCUAUACAACAUCCUAAGCAGAAUUACAUAGCUUUGCUAGUUUCUUUAAUUGAUAAUGAUACCAAAAAUGAAACUACAUGUAAAUGUGCAAUAGUACAAGAAUGUUUUAGAUUUUGCCUAGGAUUUCUUCUAAAUUCAUUUACAUGUCACGAAGAAAUUCGAUUGAAACACCAGUGUCAAAAGUUGCUUGCUGUUUCUAGAAAACUUUUUAUACAUUUGGGAGACUUUUCUGAUUUAUUGCGAGAAAUAAUGGCAGAAGCUAGAAAACUAACAAAUGCAGAACGCUGUUCGUUAUUUUUAUUAGAUCCUGAUCAACAAGAUCUAGUUGCUAAAGUAUUUGAUGGUAUUGCUAUGAAAGAAUCUCUAAAGGAAAUGCGAAUACCAAUAGGACAAGGUAUAGCAGGUCAUGUUGCAACUACUGGAAAAUUACUUAAUAUUAGAAAUGCAUAUGAACAUCCUCUUUUUUAUCGAGGUGUAGAUGAAGUAACAGGCUUUAGAACUAGAAAUAUUUUAUGUUUCCCAAUUAGAGAUGAAAAUGAGAUUGUUGGAGUUGCACAGCUUUGUAACAAAAAGGAUGGAUUAUACUUUGAUGUUUUUGAUGAAGAGGUUGCAACAGCAUUUAGUAUUUAUUGUGGUCUUUCUAUAAUGCAUAGUAUAGUUUACAAAAAAAUGCAAGAUGCUCAAGCAAGAAGUAAACUUAGCAAUGAAGUAAUGAUGUAUCAUAUGAAGGUGGAAGAAGAAACUGUUCAAGCAGUAUUAAGUUGUAAGGAUGAACAUAAUAUAAAAGACUUCAAUAAAUUUCAGUUUAGUCCAAGAUGUGUACCUUAUAAACAUAUGCCUUGUUAUACAAUCAAAAUGUUUAAUGAUUUAGGUCUUAUUAAGUAUUGGAAACUAAAGAUUUCAACUUUAGCAAGGUUUAUAUUAUAUGUAAAAAAAAGGUACAGAGAUGCACCAUAUCAUAACUGGAUACAUGCAUUUUCUGUGACACAUUUUGCAUACCUAUUAAUAAAAAAUUUAGAUCUUAUUAAUGAGAAUUAUAUGACCCAUUUAGAAGCUUUAGUUUUUCUAGUGUCUUGUUUGUGUCAUGAUAUAGAUCACAGAGGAACAAACAAUUCAUUUCAAACUAAAAGUUCUACAGUUUUAGCUAGUCUUUAUAGUUCUGAGGGUUCUGUAAUGGAGAGACAUCAUUUGGCACAGACUAUGUGUAUUUUAAAUACAGAAGGUUGUAAUAUAUUUGAGAACUUCAACAGUGAGGAGUACAUUGAAGCAUUAGAUCUACUGAAAAACAAUAUACUUGCAACUGAUCUAGCAUCUCAUUUCCGAACAAUGGAAGAACAAGAAAAAAUGAUUAGAAAUAAAUUUGAUAGAAAUGACCCUGAACAAAGGAAGUUAUUCUUCAAUAUGCUUAUGACGUGUUGUGACCUUAGUGAUCAGACUAAACAUUGGAAAGUUUCUAAAAAAACUGCAGAAAAAAUUUAUGACGAAUUUUUUUCACAAGGAGAUUUAGAGAAAAGUAUGGGUAGUUCUCCCAUAGAAAUGAUGGAUAGAGAACGUGCAUCUAUACCAGACCUUCAAGUUCAAUUUAUUACAAAUAUAGUUCUUCCACUUUAUAUUAAUCUUUCUACAUUAUUUCCGGUGAUACACCAACUUGUUGAAGUGCUGAAAGAAAAUCGAGCUUUAUGGGAAGAAUCUAAAAGUAUAUUCCAAAAAUAUAUGAAAACCGGAAUGAAAGGUAUUGAUAUCCUAUUAUUAUCUACCUUUGAGGAAGAAGUAUUACAACUUUAUACUCAAGGCAAUAAAAAUAUUUCAAGAAAUUCUACUAUUAAGUUAAACGAAACUAUAAAUAAUAGUACAUAUACAAUAUAA
Eufriesea mexicana is the source of this 2229-nucleotide messenger RNA. Its product is annotated as cGMP-dependent 3',5'-cyclic phosphodiesterase. Gene Ontology annotation, biological process: signal transduction. NCBI's taxonomy places the organism in Eukaryota, Metazoa, Arthropoda, Insecta, Hymenoptera, Apidae. The record is from RefSeq and is a predicted model, not a curated record. The transcript is spliced from 12 exons. Gene Ontology annotation, molecular function: protein binding; 3',5'-cyclic-nucleotide phosphodiesterase activity. Bases 1 to 2229 code for a protein of 742 amino acids.